UUUUUCCCAUUUCUGUUUCAUCUCAUCCCCCUCCUGUACAGAAGAGAGGACAGAGGAGGGGGUGUGAGAGGGGUAAACAUAGACCCCCUCAAGUCUAGCAACUACCGAAAAGGGGGAGCAAGGUAGAAAAGGGGAGAUCCCAAUUUGCUACCUAGAUCACUCUCCCUCCCCCAUCACCCUGGUUUACAGAAGCCAUGAACAAAAUGCAGAUGAUGGAAUAGGCAUGAAAAAGGAGGAAAAUAGAGGCUGAAGAAAAGCAAAAUCCACCCAUCUGGAUUCGAAUUGUGGAUUCUCAUGUUUUUUCUGCUACAAGGAAAAAAGAGGAUUAGCCUCGACCACUGCUCUCCCCCUAUUAUCCUUUGCCUUCUCUCACAAUUUGGAGUGGAUACAUAUACUCCCUUUUUUAAUAAAAGAAGGAUUCAUCCUAUUUUUUUUAGAUUUGGCUUUUGCACUGAUUUUUUAUUGAGGGGGUGACAGGAAUUUUAAGCCUUCCCCCACCCCCGUCCCUUUCCCCCUCCAUCCAAAACCCCUCUCCACUCCAUGGUCCAGGUGGAAAUGUUGAGUUUGGGGAGAGAGAGCUGGAUUGGAGCAAUUCUCUCAGCUUUGGCUACCCUCCUGCUAGUCUGUUCUGCACAAAGCCCUCAUUCUGGGAAUAUCUCAGUCGUGAAGAAAACAGUGGACAAGUUGUUAAAAGGAUAUGACAUUCGCCUGCGUCCAGACUUUGGAGGACCUCCAGUCACUGUGGGGAUGAGUAUACAUAUAUCCAGCAUUGACCAAAUAUCUGAGGUCAAUAUGGACUACACCAUCACAAUGUAUUUCCAACAGAGUUGGCGUGAUAAGCGAUUGGCUUAUACUGCUCUUCCUCUCAACCUCACCUUGGAUAACCGAGUGGCUGAUCAGCUCUGGCUUCCAGAUACAUACUUUUUGAAUGAUAAAAAGUCCUUUCUGCAUGGUGUAACAGUCAAGAACCGGAUGAUCCGACUGCACCCAGAUGGCACUGUUCUCUAUGGACUAAGAAUUACAACCACUGCUGCCUGCAUGAUGGAUCUGCGCAGAUACCCUCUGGACCAGCAGAAUUGUACCUUAGAGAUAGAGAGCUAUGGAUACACAACAGAUGACAUUGAAUUCUUCUGGCAAGGAGGAGAAGAGGCAGCUGUGACUGGGGUACCUGCUCUGGAAUUGCCACAGUUUUCUAUCAUUGAAACCAGACUGGUUACUAAGAAAGUUGUAUUUACAACAGGUUCCUAUCCUCGUCUGUCUCUGAGUUUCCGAAUUAAGAGAAACAUUGGAUAUUUUAUACUUCAGACCUACAUGCCAUCUAUACUGAUCACUAUUCUAUCUUGGGUUUCAUUCUGGAUUAACUAUGAUGCAUCUGCAGCAAGAGUGGCACUCGGAGUGACUACUGUGCUCACUAUGACCACAAUUAAUACACAUCUAAGGGAAACCCUGCCUAAAAUUCCAUAUGUUAAGGCUAUUGAUGUAUAUCUUAUGGGAUGCUUCGUGUUUGUUUUUCUGGCCCUAUUGGAAUAUGCAUUUGUUAAUUAUGUAUUCUUUGGUCGGGGCCCACAACAGCAGAAAAAACUUAACGAGAGAACAAGCAAAUCAAAUAAUGAACGCCAUCGCUAUGAGGAAAGAAGAGUAAGAGAACAGGUUGAUCCUUAUGGAAACAUUCUUCUCAGCACUCUUGACAUGAGCAGUGAGUUGAUGUCAGCUGAGAUGGGAAGUAGCAUUGGUGAUUCCCGGAACUCCGUCCUGUCAUAUGACACCUCAGGGAUCCAGUUCCGCAAACAGCUUACAUCAAGAGGGGACAGUUUUGGUCACACUCCGCUGGAGCGUCAUGUUCCCCUAACAGCCACACGUGGACGUGCCAACUGCCGCCUUCGGCGACGUUCCUCUAAGUUAAAGCUUAAGAUCCCAGACCUUACAGAUGUCAGUACCAUCGACAAAUGGUCCAGAAUCAUUUUCCCCAUCACUUUUGGAUUUUUUAACUUGGUUUACUGGAUGUACUAUGUCAACUGAAGAAUCUCCAUUACCCUUCACCCUAAGCUGUGCACACCCUUCCUACCACAGGACACAAGCUUCACCUAAGUCUCUCACCCUCUCUUGCUUCACAGUUUGAUAUUUGGCCCAGAGAAAGAAGCAGAAGCUGAAGAUUUUGAAGAGGGGGAAGAAUUGCACUUUUUGUCACACAUUUUUUUCACCAAAUUUCCAAUUUAUUUAUUUUUUGCCUGGUAAUUGAUUAAGGCUGGGUACUGUGCAUCAUAAUGGAUGUUAUAAUGAAGAAACCUUUUUUUCUUGGGACUUAGAUAAUUAAGGUAACAAAAAAAAAAAAUUAUAAGCAAGGCAUUUCCAACAAGGGGAAUGUAAAGGUAGUACAGGGUUAGAAUGAGAAUACCGGUAAUUGUUUUCUCUCUUAUGCAGUUUUAACUUCAUUUUGCUAUAUAUUGUGAGGCUAUAAAGGCACAGAAAAGUUUGUACAUGCAUGCAGACAACAACUCUGUAGAACAGAAUAUCUCCAAUUGCUAACUUGAGCUGCACCUAACUGCUCCUAUUGAGCACUUUGACUAAAAAUACUUAUUUUUAAAUGGUUUAGGAGGAAAAAGCCAAACAUAUUUCUCAAUAAAAGAGAAUGGCAAAGCUAAAAAGUAAAUGGUUCUGGACUACAACACUGUCAUAAAAAGGAAUUAUGAAAAGAAGUGAAUAUUGCACAUUUUAAUUCAAUGUUUACAGUAUUUGAUAAAAAAAAUUGUUUCUAAAAAAAAUAGUUUAAAGUUAAAUGUGCAAGUUACUAUUAUUUAGUAUUAGAAAUUAUCAGAGUAUUAGAAGAACCUAAAUGAGGCCAAACUGUAUCUGAUAAAAAAGUAUGUUUAUACAUUAAGUCAUUACUGAAGAUCUAUCAGAUGGACCAAGAGUGCCAAAAAUGAUGCCUAAGUGUUACGCAACUAUUUUAUGGUUCUGGACCUGUUGUGAGAACUCCCUGCCAAAAAUAUAAAUGUUGUAUAGUGUUGUGUGAAUUAUGAACAGAAAAUGAUCAUACUCAUGUUUUAAUGUGCACAGGAAAGCAUAGGCCCACGACACACAUGCCUGUUUCAAACAUAUUAACUAUAAAAUGUGCUAAGAAUAUUGGCUGCUAUGUAAGUUUCUAUGCUAAAUGACCCCUGAUUUCUCUAGAAUUUAAUUGAUAGUUAGGUAAGUUCUAGUAUAUACUAAAAUACAUGUAUUCACAAACAAAUGAAGUGCCAAGUGACAUAUAUACUGGGGGCCAUUUAUUAAAUCUAUGCCAGUAAUGUGAUGCAAAAUAUGUUGGAUACAAGGUGCAACAGGUUUAUUAUUGUAAAUAUGUUUAUUCUCUAUUUUGCAAUUGGUGCAUCUUUGAGCUUAUUGUUGAAAGGGGGCAUGGCUUCUCAGGGCGCAUGGCUUUGAAGCAUUUGUCAGAAAAUUGAUGCCCCGAAGGCCUGCAGAUUUCAUCACCAAAAGCUUGAAGGUUUUGUAUUGGAACAUUUAAUACAGUAUGGUGAUGUGACAUUUAUAUUAAUAUUAUGGGAGGAAGAGGCCUAUUUCUGUUUCUGCAUUGCUCAGUUUAAUAAAUGACCCCCACUGGCUCAGGGACAUGAGCAGUGCCAAAACUACUAAAGAAAUAGAACUUUUAUAAAUAGUAUUAAAACUGUGAGGCUAUCCCUCCAAAUAGCACUGUCUCAAGAAGUUAAAAUAAGGAGCCAUGCCUAAAAAAAACUUGAAUGUUAGUGGUAUAUUAUACUAGAGUAUUUCAUAUCUAUCAGUUUUUCAUAGGUAUAAGGACUUAGAAGAGGAUAUGCUCAUGAAGCUUUUAAAAUCAUAUAGGGGUCUUUGCAUAAAGGUGAAACUAGGUCCAUUGUGGGGCAAACUAAUUGUGCCAUAUCAAGAACAACAAAUCUCUUUUUCAUAUCUUCUGUGAAACUUUUUUUGUCAUGUGGAGCAAAGAUUCUGCUUUGAAUUGUCUAUGAACAGCAAACAGAAAACCGUUUUAUUAGAGUAUCUUAAUUUGUCACAAAAUCUUUUGUCAUAAAACAUGUUUGUUGACAUGUAAAAUACAAUAUUAUGUAUCGUUCCUACUCUUGCAGACUUUCUUUAUGGAAGAUUUUGUUUUAGGAUCUUGCAGGCAAAUUUAACGUUUCUUCUGGUCUCAAUAUUUUUGCAAUUAUUUUACUGUUAUGCAUGGCUCAAGUUGAAUUACCCAAUGAAGUCAUAACCACUCUGAAGCAUGUAUUUUCUAGAACAGCUGGUAAAAGUGAAAUAAGCCACAGUGGUUCUAAAGUUUUCCAAGGGCCUCACUGAUUACAUUUUUGCAAUGAAAACUGUAGAAGAUAUUCUUUAAAAAGUAACACUAUCUUCUAUAGAUUUUAAAUAAAUUCUACAUGCUGCACUAAAACACAAACUAUGGUUAAAUGCAUUAUAUCAGUUCUCCCAUAUAGAUUUUAUUUUGGGUCCACAUCUAUCCAUCCAUACAUCUAUAGGUGAAGGGUAUCUCCCAGUGAAAAAAAAAAGCCCUAUAAUCACAGAAAGAUAGACCUGAAGCAUUUUUAUAAGCCAUUAAGGGUUAAAAGAUAUUUUGAGGGACACUUACAUAAGGAAACUUUUGUGAAGUUUACAGUAUAUCAAAAUGUUUUGUCUUGUUAAGUAGUACAAUAUGGAUUUGCAUAGUAAGAACACUACUUGAUGGUUUCAGCCUUCCUCAGAACUCAGUCAGAGUCGGCCUAGUAUGUCUGUACUUGACUGUCUGUAUUCUAGAUGUAACACCCGAACCCCCUUUCAUUCUGUUGAAUCUCAUGGCACUAUACAGUAGUCCUCUAUGUUCCAUUAAGUUUCGGUAAGUAAAAGUAUGGGGGGAGGGUCUAUGUCCAGAAUGCAGAUGAUUUAAAUUGAGUAGCAUAUUCCUUCCUAACUGAGAUCUACGGCUAGGUUUAUAUCUGCAUUGGAGCUCCAUUUGGUGGGCUUCGUCCCAGAUUCGAUUUUGUUAACAGGAUUUGACUGAACAAAAAAACACUGCAAAGUCUUGCUUAAUAAAUGGUCACCAGACGAAAAUCCAAUAGACCCCAUUAAAGCCAAGAUCAUUGGUGUCUGUUGUGUAACAGACUGUCUGCAGCUGAGCCUCCAGCAUAGAUGGGAACAUCAUCUUAGAUUAAAGUUACUUCACAUACAGUGUACCUGAGCUAACAUGUCAUCUUCAUCAGUCUUUUAAUACAUUUUAAGUUAUAUUAUAUAUCUACAUUUAAAGAAAUCAAUAUACCUUAUUAUUAUUUAUUAUUAAUAAUAAUAGUAAUACAUGAAGAGCAUUUUUCUUAUUUUCGUGAUUUUUUAAAGCAAGUAUAAAAGGGCUUUUCACUGUUAAAACAACUAAAAUGUAACAUUAAUAGUUUUGUUGAACUGAAGUAUGACUUUUGGUAACACAAAAUCUACUUUUUUUGUAAUAUGCUUAUGAGCUCCAAGUUUUCACUGGGCAGGCCCAAUCACCACAAGGGCCCAAUCCUUCCCUUUUCUCCCCAAUCAUAGCCUUGUACCUUCCUCUUUUAUUUGAUUGGAUCAGAGAAAGAAAAAUGGAACCUUUGUCUGGGCGCUGUCCCUCCUGAAGGAGGAGAUACCCUCCAAAACGCGUUAUUGGAAGUUCGUUUAAUAAAUAUAGUGCCUUCUGGCACUUUUUCUCCCUGCACAAUUGUGUCUGAUUACCCCGGAUAGGCAAACAGCGCCCAGACAAAGGUUCCAUUUUUCUCUCUCUGAUCCUUCUUGAUUGUACGGGUGAAGAUCUUAUCCUCUCCUGUUGGACGCUGGGCUGUGCAGUUCGCUUCUGCCUUUAUGCUAAGUAACUCUAAGAGGUGAUAUGCCUGUUUCCACUCAUAUCUGGUGAGCAGCCAUUUUAUAGAUACGUCGCUCUCCCUGUCCCUGUUUGGGACAUUGGUACCCUGGAUAAGGGUGCAGUCCUCUCCCCCCUUUUUCUCUGUUUUAUUUGAUUGACAGCCCCUAAGCUGUCUAAGGUCACUCUGUGCAGUUUAUCUUUUUUGGAUCUACUGCAUUAGAUAGCCUAGGGGGUGUGAAUCAAAAGAAUGGAGGACCCAUUGGAGUAAAAUAGGGAAGGAAGUGGGCACUUGCAGCAAUCAGGACCACCAAAUGUACACUUCUUGCUUAAUGGCAUAUUACAAGUAGAUUUUCAUGCAUUCGGCCAUUAACUCAACAAUGGUAAUAAUGUUAAUGUGUUUUAAACCAACACUGUUGUUGGCUUCACAAUGAAAACCCCUCUUACAGACUUCAUUUUCCCUUUAAAGAAGGACAUAGCUUAAUUAUUUUCCCAUCUUGGAUAGUUUAAUUAAAAACUCCCAUGAAGAUCAUCUUUUGCUAGUAAAAAAAACAAUUUGCUGUGAUGAUAACAUAUUCUUUAUGAGAAUGCCUACAUUAAACCACAAUCCACUUUAAAAAUAAUUAACUGUGCAAAAUACAGUUUGAAAAGGUAGUAGCCAUGUUCACACUAUGUUUUACCUGUAUAUUAGGCAUUUACCUCUAAUUUGCCAGAUGUAUGCUCCAAGUGUAUUAUUUUCAUUUUAUAUUGCCUAAAUGAUGUUGAAAAGCAUAGUGGACUUUGGUUUAAAGACAAACAUACUUUAAGACUUUUUUUUGUUCAUACUGACAUAUGCAGACAUAUGAUGACAUAUUUAAGGCCUAUGUUUUAUUUGGUCCUGACAACGAUUAUGCCUGGACAUAAUAAACCUAGCUUUAGGUAAAAUCAUUUUUGCCAAUCAAUUUGAUUCUAUAAACCAUUAUACAGAAAAAGCUAUUUUUUUUCAUUCAUAUAUAGUAUCCUUCCAUAUCAGUUACUACUUCUUAUUAAGAUCAGUUUAUACAUUUUUCAAAACCAUAUCAUCGUCUAAAAGAGAUAUAGAAACAAAAUCAAAUUUUACACAUUGCCCUCUUCUGCAAUAGUUCUGUAGCUUUGGAAAACCUAAAGUACGUAAACAGAUGCAUUAAAUAAGGCAAAAAGAUCCCUCCAACCAUAGUCAGGAGUUCACAAAUAGUCACAAUUAGUAGGGUUAUGUAUAUUUGAUUGUCACAUGUGACUUUUGUUAGGACCUUUAUGUUUUUGACAUUCCCCUCUCUGGUAUAUUUACUGUACAGUAAAUGUAUAUAUUUAUUGUUUAAAAGUAAGAUUCAAUGACUGAACUGACCUCUUUAAUAUACAUACAUACACACACACACACACACACACACACACACACACAUAUAUAUAUAUAUAUAUAUAUAUAUAUAUAUAUAUAUAUAUAUACAUAUAUAUUGAUAGAUAUAUUAAAUAAAAAGACGGGGAGACUGUGAACACAACACAUUAGCAGCACUUUUUCCACAGGGAAGUGUGUUCACUCUAUUUUACUUGCCUUUUACAUACCAUGAGUAGUGAAUUCCAAUAGAAGCACCAGAAUAUAAUAUAUAAUUGUGUAGUAAAACCCUUUCUUCAGUGUUGCAGUGCUGUGUCCCCUACAUAAAAAAAAGUUACAAACUAAAGACUACAUGAUAUUUCUAGUUUGCCCUACAAGACCUGCCCUGUAUAGGCAUCACUGUACAUAAGCACAUUACUAAACUGUACAUAUAAAUUGCAGCACAGGAGUUGUUUGCAUUAUCAGUCUCCUUUUAUGCAACUGUGUUUGUUUUAAGUCACUAUUUGAUGAGUGAUUUCAAUGCAUAAACAUAUGCAGCAAGUUGUUAUGCUCCGCCUAGUAGUGACUGUAGAUAUCUAGAUUUUUUCAUUUAACUACAUGUUAUUCAGAGACAUUUAAUUAAUCAAAUCUAAACAUUGGCCACAAUAAAUAUAAAGCUAACAAAAAUAUAGAAAAGAUUUUGAGAGACAAAUUUACCAAAGACCAGCAUUUUACACACCAGGCAAAUGUGUGCUAGAGUAAGUUGCUACUAGUUACUAGUUAAUAAGGGUCAAACAUGCAUGAUUGGGAUGUCUUACAGUUGCAUUGUAGUUUGUCCCUGCAGAAUGUCAAUUUUAAAUAGUAAUUGCAUUGUAUUAAAAACUGCAAUGCAACCUGAUAUUACUAGUGUAUUUGUACCCUAAGAUACAGAUGCCUCUUAAUAAAUUUGUCACAUCUAUGGCUUUCUAUGUGUCACCGACUAAAAUCCAUUCCAGCUAGAAGCUAGUUUUCUUGUGUGAAUUAUAGUAAAUUUUUCAGACCACCCGCUCACUUUAUAAAAAGUGGCGAGCAUGCUGUAAAAACAGAGAUUGCACAAAAUGUAUGACUUUUUAUGAUUAAAAAAAGGGCAUAUUACUAAGUUGCCCCGUUAAUGUUCACAGAAGGACUUUAAAGAGUACCUGUCUUCAAGUAAAACUUUUGCUAUGUUAUUCCCUAUGUAAUGUUAUGCCUAUUUGCCAUAUAUCUUCAUAUAUAAAAAAUCAAUCAUUCCAUCAGUUUUUUUUACCUGUGAAAAAGUGGCCACUAGGGGUCUGUUCUGUAGCGUUCAGCAGGCCCUGCAUAACCCUACGGACUUGUGCCGGACUGGCACAAGUCUGAACUCUGGAAGUGCUGGUGGGGUGGGACAUGAGCACGGCUCUGCAUAUCUUUCAGAACACAGACAUAAUCAAUGCCCCCCUGCCUCUUGUCCCCGCCCCUCAGAUAAGCUGCCUGGCCAUCAGCGUUCACUGCAGCUCAGUGCAUAUUACAGAUGCUGUGCUUAUUUAGCUAAUCAAGACCAAUGACACAGACAAAAAAAACCUAAGACUUAGGGAGAGGGAAAUUUCUCAUAACAUGCCAGAACACCGCCAUGUACUGCCAAGGUCUAAAUAAUAGGACCGUAUGCUGUCUGCCAAUACAGCAAAACUAACAAAUACCUAAAGAGAAAAAGACUGUAGCAGACUAGAGUAAUGACAAAAAUUC
This is a messenger RNA of Hyla sarda, 8894 nucleotides long. Its product is annotated as gamma-aminobutyric acid receptor subunit beta-4-like. Gene Ontology annotation, biological process: monoatomic ion transmembrane transport; nervous system process; signal transduction. The transcript has 9 exons. The record is from RefSeq and is a predicted model, not a curated record. Gene Ontology annotation, cellular component: GABA-A receptor complex; neuron projection; membrane. Bases 541 to 2019 code for a protein of 492 amino acids. Gene Ontology annotation, molecular function: neurotransmitter receptor activity; GABA-A receptor activity; extracellular ligand-gated monoatomic ion channel activity. Lineage: Eukaryota; Metazoa; Chordata; Amphibia; Anura; Hylidae.